UGGGCUCUCCAACUUCCCGGGGAUUUGCUGUUUCGUAACAUUUCAGUCCCUACGACCAUUAAAAAAAAAAAAAGUGCCGGCGCCGUGCGCGGUCUCCUGACCCCACCUGAGCUGCGGCUUCCGUGCGGACGCAGCGCCCAGGGCCCAGCGGGCGGCGGGCACCCUGCUUCGAUUCCUUUCCAUUUCAAGGAGAGAAGUCAAGAUAUUAUUACCCAGUGAAAAAAUGAUGUAGUUUCAUCAUAACCUUCUUUUCCUGUACUUCCAGGGGACGUUGACUGGUCCUUCAGCAGCAACCCGCCUGUGGGGUUUCCAGCACUCAGAAGCAGGGCCUGGCACCUGGAGGCACCGAAGGAAGCAAUGGAUGGGUUCCCUCUGGAAGGCUAUGAUGGGAAUGAGCGUGACAACUUGGACGGUUCCCCUGACUCGUGGCCUCUGCCUGGAAGUUCAUCCUUUAGAAGUCAGGAAACUGCUGCCCUUGGUGGUGGACUCCCGGGAACAAGACGCGGUGUAGACCGAAAUGGAUGAGAGCAGCUCGGGGACCCCCGGACGUGUGCUCCCCGUGGUCUAGUCCAGGGACGCCCCUCGCGGGCCGGGUGGUCUGGGAUGAACGCCGCGGCUGCUGGACGCGUGGCUGAUCCCUGAGCGAGGAUGGUGCGCCGGGGGCUGCUCGCGUGGGUCUCCCGGGUGGUGGUCUUGCUUGUGCUCCUCUGCUGCGUCGUCUCUGUCCUCUACAUGCUGGCCUGCACGCCGAGGGGCGACGACGAGCAGCUGGGGCUGCCCAGGGCCAGCGGCCCCACGGGGAAGGACGGGUACCAGGCAGCGAUGCAACAGCGGGAGGAGCAUCACCGCGACGACAUCAGCAGCCUCAAGAGGCAAAUUGCGCGGCUCCAGGAGGAGCUGCAGGAGAGGAGCGAGCAGCUCAGGACCGCGCAGCAUCUGGCGGGGGGCCCUGCGGGCGCCCCCGGCAGGGCCCAGGCCGACCUGCUGGCCUUCCUACGCUCCCAGGUGGACAGGGCAGAGGUGCACAGUGGCGUCAAGCAGGCCACCGAGUAUGCCGCUGUGCCCUUUGACAGCUUCACCCUGCACAAAGUGUACCAGCUGGAGACGGGCCUGACCCGCCACCCCGAGGAGAAGCCCGUGCGCAAGGACAAGCGGGAUGAGCUGGUGGAGGUCAUCCAGCUGGCCGUGGACGCCCUGAACAGCCCGGCCGAGAGCGGCCCCGACCAGCGUCCUUACACGGCCUCGGACUUCAUCGAAGACGCUGCUGCCCGCGUUCCUGCUUCUUCCUUUGCUCUGAGGGGUUCGUGUUGGGAACGGAAGGCGACCUCGAGGGAGGAAACAGCUUCCCUGGGUCUCGGUGUGCUCGUCUGUAAAAGGAGAGGCUGGACUAGACCAUGUCCGGGGGCACACGUGUCACGGGCCAGGAGAGCAGCUCCACACAGAGGGAUCUACCGCACAGAAAAGGAUAAAGGCACUUUGUACGAGCUCACGUUCAGAGGGGACCACAAGCACGAGUUCAGACGCCUUGUGUUGUUCCGACCGUUUGGCCCCAUCAUGAAGGUGAAGAAGGAGGAGCUGAACAUGGCCGGCACGCUGGUCAAUGUCAUCGUCCCACUGGCCAGGAGGGUGGACAAGUUCCGGCAGUUCAUGCAGAAUUUCAGGGAGAUGUGCAUCCAGCAGGAUGGGAGAGUUCAUCUCACCGUCGUUUACUUUGGAAAAGAAGAAAUGAAUGAGGUCAAAGGAAUACUUGAAAACACUUCCAAAGCUGCCAACUUCAGGAACUUCACCUUCAUCCAGCUGAAUGGGGAGUUCUCUCGGGGAAAGGGGCUGGACGUGGGUGCCCGCUCCUGGACGGGCCGCAACGUGCUGCUCUUCUUCUGCGACGUGGACAUCUACUUCACCUCCGAGCUCCUCAACACCUGCAGGCUGAACACGCAGCCAGGGAAGAAGGUAUUUUAUCCGGUCCUUUUCAGUCAGUACAAUCCUGGCAUAAUAUACGGCCAUCAUGACUCGAUCCCUCCCUUAGAAAAGCAGCUGGUCAUAAAGAAGGAAACUGGGUUCUGGAGAGACUUCGGGUUCGGGAUGACGUGCCAGUACCGGUCCGACUUCAUCAACAUAGGUGGGUUCGACCUGGACAUCAAAGGCUGGGGUGGCGAGGACGUGCACCUUUACCGCAAGUACCUGCACAGCAACCUCAUCGUGGUGCGGACGCCCGUGCGGGGCCUCUUCCACCUGUGGCACGAGAAGCGCUGCGUGGACGAGCUGACGCCCGAGCAGUACAAGAUGUGCAUGCAGUCCAAGGCCAUGAAUGAGGCGUCCCACGGGCAGCUGGGGAUGCUGGUCUUCAGGCACGAGAUAGAGGCCCACCUCCGCAAACAGAAACAGGAGACAAGGAGCCAAAACACAUGAGCUCCCAGGGGCCCCUGUGGGGAGACCGUUUAUUUUUUUCCUUUUGCAAUUACUAAAUGAAUGGCUGCAACAAGGAAAAGAUUGCCCUGAAGGGCAAGAAGAGAAUUUGACUGAUGAAAAGAAUUUGAUUAGUAAAGCAGGUGAGGGGAGAGCCUCCUGUUUCCCUCUGCCUGUUUAGCUUCUGCAACAGGAACCAAAACCUGGCCUGCAGAAACAGCCCAAACGCACCCGUCCGGUGUCUGACAAAGGCUGCCUGAUCGUGAGAUUGUGAGCCUAAUGGUGUGUUUACAGCAAAGCAAGGGCUGUUUGUUUUCUAUGCUUACUGAAAUAUUCAUGAACGAAGACCAGUUUUGUAAAAAGUUCAUUAGAAUGGAAGGCCAGCACAUCCCUCCCCAUCUGAGUGAUUAUCAGCGGGGCUCUAGUGUCUGGGAUGCUGAAAUGUCAGGAGGCCUGUGAGGAGAGACCGUGUGAAAUUCAAAGAUACACUCAUCGUGAUCUUUGUGACUGUAUCAAGCAAAACCAAAUGGACUAAACACGAAAAAACAACCAUAGCUAUUGUAUCAUCUCCGCCCAAGAUUAACCAAAAAUAACCUGCUCAUCCAUCUUUUUGGUUGUAGUUUUAACAAUCUCUGUUAAUUUUAUUUAAAAUGCACUUUUUUGGCUUAUGAGUUAUAUUCUGCUUAUUUAAUUACCAGUUCGCAAGCCUUACUAAGAGAGCAUAAGUUAGCUACCUUUUUACAGUUUUUUGAGAAGAUACUUUUAGCUGCAUUAUGAGAACUUUCAGUUCAGAGAAUCGGAUUGUUACCCACAUCCGAGGACGUGGCAGGCACUGACCCUGCGGGCACUGGACGGCAGACGGUCAUCGUGGGGAAGGCGUGGCCUGGGGCUACUGGCUGAACGAGACACACGGAUACUUUAUCUGAAGAGUAUUUCCGGAGAGGAGCAACUGAACACUGGAGGGAAGGGAAAAUGUACUUUUUACCUUAACAGAAAAGGGAACAUUCAGACUGGUGAUAGAAGUCAGAAAACACAUUUUCUCCUCAGGGGAACUGGGGACCACUUUCUUACCUGUUUAAAUAAACCAAAGCAGACUGUGUGAACCAAACAUUCUCUUUUCCAAGCAGGGUGCUGUUCCUGGCUUCUAGCUUCCACGAGAAGAAACGCAGGAAAAUGUCUUUUGUGAAAGGUCACUCCAUCUGCCAGCAUCCAGCGGGACGGAGGAUUGUGCUGUGUGUUCACCCACCCCAGCCAAGGGGCAGUAACUAAUUAUUUUUUAAAUUAAGCUGUUCUACCCAGUCAACCAAGAUGCUUCUGAAAAUCGCCUUUUAUUAUAGUUUCCAACUAUUUAAAAAAAAAUAAACGCAGUUAACAUUGA
This is a messenger RNA of Eubalaena glacialis (North Atlantic right whale), 3784 nucleotides long. It is a transcript of the gene CSGALNACT1, whose product is annotated as chondroitin sulfate N-acetylgalactosaminyltransferase 1. Bases 649 to 2409 code for a protein of 586 amino acids. Gene Ontology annotation, cellular component: Golgi cisterna membrane. NCBI's taxonomy places the organism in Eukaryota, Metazoa, Chordata, Mammalia, Artiodactyla, Balaenidae. The transcript is spliced from 11 exons. The record is from RefSeq and is a predicted model, not a curated record. Gene Ontology annotation, molecular function: glucuronosyl-N-acetylgalactosaminyl-proteoglycan 4-beta-N-acetylgalactosaminyltransferase activity.